AUGGUGAGCCAGGGAGCACAACACAAAUCCAUUAAAGUCAUCAGACAAUAGAAUCAUCUGAAUUUUUCUAAAAGACAAAACGCAUAGCUCCCGAAAAGUGGCUAUGCGUUUGUCGUAUCAUCUUCCAUGGCAUUGCUGUGGAGAACCAUCGUCCCGUGA
Messenger RNA from Stylonychia lemnae, 159 nucleotides. NCBI's taxonomy places the organism in Eukaryota, Ciliophora, Spirotrichea, Sporadotrichida, Oxytrichidae. The record is from the annotation of a GenBank genome assembly.